AGAUGGCGACAUGACCGCGAUAACAAGCGUUCUGGUUUGGUUGGGUUAUGUUAUCAUGUGAACAAGUUGUCCUGUCAAUCUAGAAUUCGUACAUUUUUUUCUUUUCUGGUAUUAUUUUAUUUUUAUUUUAUAAGAAAUAAUGACAGAAAUAAUCGAGUUACGUCCUAAUAAAAGUUUGAUAAACUCGUCUUUUGAGAAGUAUCAAUUUUCUAAUGAGAUUGUACCAGUAAUUUCCGAAAACAAACUAUGUAAUCAUGUAUAUAGAUUGGAGCCAAAUCAUAAUCAAGAGUCCUGGCUGGAAGCAAGGCUCUUCGCUUUUCAUAAUCAUUUAUUUAACAAUGUGUAUGACAUGUCAUGCUGGUUUAUCGAUGAGACCUCGGCCAUCUGGCGUUUAGAUAAAGAUGGUUCCUUAGAUCAAGUGUAUAAAUUACAUACAAAAAAAUGCCCAUCAAAUGUAAUUUAUAAUCCAUCGGUUGGAUUUACCUCAAAUAAUAUUGUCGCAAUUUCUGAUGGUGGUGAAAGCCUGCAUAUAUUGAUAGGAUAUACGAGAGAAAAUAGAAAGGUCUUUCCAAUGACUCUUGAAGAGCCUGGAAUCAUCAUGAAUGUUCAAUAUGUAGAAGAAAGUUCAAGAAUUAUUUUAACAAUGUGUGCCAUUGCUGCAGACGAUAACCAGAAGAAAUAUACACGCCUCACGUUACUGUCAUUUAAUUUGUGCAUUGAAAAUGAAAUAACAGAAGUUCAUAAUAUAGAUAAACAGAUAUUAAAGGUACAAGGUACAGUAGAUUAUGCCUAUGUCGAAGAAACUGGAAAUUAUUUACAUUCCAUUUGUCAGGAUAAUAUCAGAUUUGAGAAUGAGAAUGCACAAGAAUCUGUAACAGAACAGCCAAGUGUCAGUUCGCAAAUAACGAUUCCAAAGUACUAUUGGUCGCAGGAUGAAGAUUCGCUUACUGUUUGGAUUAAAGUACCGAAACAGCAUGGCAAUAAACAACCUAAAAUAAAUGUGAAGUCAUUAGAACUGUCUGUUACAAUAGAUAAUGAGAUAUUAAUACAAGGACAAUGCCAACAUAGAUUGGAGGAGAACAUGGCCACUUGGAGGCACAAGGAAGGCACUUUGCAAAUUGAUUUAAGUAAAUAUGAAAAUGGAUUGAUGUGGAGCGAAUUGAUCAAAGGUGAUACAGGAGGUGAAUGUUUACCCAAUGAAGCUCUUGCUUCAGAAAUUCAUACAAGGCUAGCACAUUUAUGUACAGACCAACAAAAUAAUAGUGUUGGAGGAGAUCAGCCUUGUGUGGGGUUCAACGCUGAGCAAUUAGAAGAGUGCGAUCUAGAAGGAAAAGAUAACUUUUUGCAAAGGAUCAAUCUUCUAACACGGGCAACUACUCAUCUAGCUAGAUUAGGAAGCAACAAUCAUGUUUUGUUUACGUACAAAAGAUGUGGGCAAAUAGUAUGUUUAAGAUACGAUCACGAUGCCUGUAUCUGGGAAAUAGGCAACGGGAACGACGAUACUCAGUGGAAUUUGAAACACGUCCACAGUUUUCCUGGAUUUGGCUACGUCGAAGCUAGCAAAACCAAUAAAAAAUUUUGCGUGUCUCCGAUUGCUCAGCCAAGCUAUGCGCCAGCGACUGGAACAAGUGAAAAUCAGAAGGGGCCAAGUCUGGUGAAUACGGCGGGUGCGGUAACAGAUCCCAUUUCAGCGUUUUGAUGGUGUCCUGGACGAUGGAAGUGCGAUGAUGGUUCGUACAUAGCUAUAGUAGAACACACGAGACAUGUGUUUUUGUACGAAAAACCUGAUGCCAAAGCAAAGUCCGCCAAACAGAGAAUUGUGGACCUCGACUGCCAAGCUUCCCCCAUUAUGGGCGUCGUUGCUACAAAU
Molecule: messenger RNA, 1870 nt
Organism: Solenopsis invicta (red fire ant)
Lineage: Eukaryota; Metazoa; Arthropoda; Insecta; Hymenoptera; Formicidae
Product: nudC domain-containing protein 1
Exons: 5
Coding region: 140-1699 (519 amino acids)
Source: RefSeq, a predicted model, not a curated record